Vigna angularis (adzuki bean) is the source of this 435-nucleotide messenger RNA. RefSeq lists its product as uncharacterized. NCBI's taxonomy places the organism in Eukaryota, Viridiplantae, Streptophyta, Magnoliopsida, Fabales, Fabaceae. Bases 1 to 435 code for a protein of 144 amino acids. The record is from RefSeq and is a predicted model, not a curated record. The transcript has a single exon.
AUGGGAGAUUUUGUUAGUGGUGAAGGUUUAAGUGAAGAAGAAGAAGUAGUUCAAAAUAUCACCGGUGAUCAUCCAAUUCUGUUUGAAGAAGUUGUUCAACAUGCAAAAUGGAGAGAAGCUAUGGACAGUGAAAUACAAUCAAUUGAAAAGAAUCAAACUUGGGAGCUAAUGGAUCUACCAGCUAGAGCAAAAAUAAUAGGAGUUAAAUGGGUUUACAAGACAAAAUUGAAUGAGUUGGGAGAAGUUGAUAAGUAUAAAGCAAUGUUAGUAGCUAAGGGAUAUUCACAACAACAUGGAAUUGAUUUGAUUUCUCUGAAGUAUUUGCUCAUGUUGCACGCAUGGACACGGGGCGACAAGUUAUGGCUCUGGCAACAUGUAAAGGGUGGAACAUCUUUCAACCAGAUGUCAAAUCUGCAUUCUUGCAUGAAAUGUUGA